CACCGCAACCAGCGGAGAAGAAUCGUCCCUUCCGGGCGGGCAGCAGGGAGAAAGGAGGAGAAGGUGUCCCAUUCGCAGCCUCCGGCCCUCUCUCCGUUCCUGAGCUGGGGGGCUCGGCGCACCUCUGGCCCGCGCUGGGAGGAGACUGCGAAGGCGCGGGGGGCGGCUGUCCGUUUCGGAAUCCCCCGGGGAGGGAGAGCCUCGAGUGGUGGACGCCGCCCCCGCCUCCCCAGUGCCAGAGGGCUGAGGGGGGGGGAAGAGAGAGACAGGCAGGCACCCACCUACCCUCCUCCCUGCCCCCGCCCCGCGCAGCUGGAGGGCCAUGCUAGGGAAGAGGCCACGCUUCCCAAACUUCCUGCCCCGCUCGCUCGGCCAACGGGUGCCAAGAGCUGCUGCCGCGCCCGCCGCCGAACGAGCGCUCAGUCAGCCAGGGGACCGCAGGAACCGCCGCUCCCUGCGGAGGAGAACCUGAGCGCUCGCCGCCUCGACCGGCCUCACCGCACGCGCGCGCGCGCGAGAUGAGCGGCCCUCGAGGGAAGGCGCCCGAGGCUGCGCCCCAAAGCGGCGGCCGCUGCGCCUGGGGGGCCGUCGGCAGGGGCCCCGUUAUCCUCUCGCUGCUCUUCUCGCUCCUCUCGGUGGGUGCCUGCUUUCUCCUCAGCGCCAAGACUUCCAAGCUGCAGGGGCGACUGGUGGCGCUGGAAGAAGAGUUGGCCAGCCGCGCCUGGAGCCCCGGAGAGCAGCUGGCCGCCGAGCCUUUGCUCGCCGCGCUGCAGCCUCAGGUGGACGACCUUCUCCGGGAGAAAUUGAACGAAGGAUUAGCCAAAUUACGUACAGCAAGAGAAGUACCCUCUGAAUGUCAUUGCCCACCAGGUCCACCAGGAAGAAGAGGAAAGCCUGGACGACGGGGAGAACCAGGUCCUCCAGGGCAAUCAGGACGAGAUGGUUACCCGGGGCCCCUUGGAUUGGAUGGAAAGCCAGGACUUCCAGGAGCAAAAGGAGAUAAGGGUGAACAAGGAGAUAUUGGCCCAAGGAUGGCUUUUCCUCGCCUCAGUCAUGGAUUUCUCUCUGACCAGCAUAUUUUUAGCCGACGUAUGCUUAAGGGAGACCAAGGUAAAGAUGGUACUGCUGGCCCACCUGGGCCUCCUGGACAGCCGGGUGCAAGAGGGCCCCCUGGAGACACAGGAAAAGAUGGCCCAAAGGGUCUUCCUGGUGAGAAGGGAGAAGCUGGUACCAUGGGUGAACCUGGUAUUCCAGGAAAAAAAGGUGAUGCUGGGACUCCAGGAGAACCAGGGGUUCAAGGACCAAAGGGAGAUCAAGGAACUUCCGGGCCCCAAGGAGAGAAUGGUAUUCAAGGGGUGCCAGGGUCAAAGGGAGAACCAGGAAGCAUUGGCGGAAAGGGAGAAAAAGGCAUAGAUGGGCUACCAGGGCCAAAGGGUGAACCUGGUGAGAAGGGAGCAGAUGGUCAUAUUGGGCCCCGGGGACCUCCAGGCCUAAAAGGAGAACAGGGUGAUACUGUAGUAAUUGACUAUGACGGUAGAAUCUUGGAAGCUCUCAAGGCUGUGGGGAAACCCAGAUUGACGGGACCACCAGGGCCUCAAGGGGAACCAGGGCCUCAAGGCACUCCAGGACCAAAGGGAGAGCUUGGCUUGCCUGGUCCACCUGGAGUUGACGGAGAAAGGGGAUUGAAAGGGUCAAAGGGAGAUCAAGGAAGCCCUGGACUAGAAGGACAGAAGGGAGAGAUUGGAGAAAUGGGCAUGAUUGGUUUACCUGGCCCCAAAGGAUUGAAAGGAGAGCAAGGAAACCCUGGAAUAAUGGGAGACAAAGGAGAGAUAGGAGAAAUGGGCUUGUCUGGUCCUCCGGGUAUUGAUGGACCUAAAGGAGAACCUGGGACACCCUGUGAGCAAAAUCUUAUCAUACCUGAACCAGGGCCUCCUGGUGUACCCGGUCUACCAGGUCCUAUGGGUCCUCAAGGAAUACAAGGACAUAAGGGCCCUCAAGGAAUUCAAGGACAAAAGGGCUCAGAUGGUCCGAGGGGUGCAAAAGGUGAAAGUGGCCAUAAAGGUGAAAAAGGUGUCCCUGGGCCACAUGGUCUUCCAGGCACUCCUGGACUUAUUGGUUUACCAGGUACCAAAGGGGAGAAGGGAAAGAUAGGGGAACCAGGAUUAGAUGGUUUCCCUGGCCUCCGAGGAGAAAAAGGAGAAAAAAGUGAAAGAGGAGAAAAGGGAGAAAGAGGAUUGCCGGGCAGAAAAGGAGCAAAAGGACAAAAAGGAGAACCAGGCCCUCCUGGAUUAGAUCAGCCUUGCCCAGUGUUCAUUUUUAAAGGGGAGACGGGUUUACCAGAACUGGAUGGUGUGGAAAUGCUCUGUCCUUUGGGUCCAGAUGGAUUACCAGUACCAGGAUGUUGGCACAAGUGAUUCUACACGCAUGGACUAUGUAAAUAAUAGUGAGAUAAAUGUUUAUUUUUAUUAUUUUUUUUAUACAAAAAGAAAAAAGUCACAAAAACAAUGUUUUCAACAGUAAUAUAUUGAUCUUCUAAUACUGGAUAUUGUCAUAUAUGGAUUUUUUAAAAUAUGAACAUUCCUGAGAUCCACAUGACAGACUACAGACUGGCACAUACCAACACACACACACACACACACACACACACACACAAGCACUCAACAUUCUGAAACAGUCAAGAAUGGAUGUCACUUGCUGCUAAUGCUAUUGUGUGUAUUAAUCAAGCUGAAAAAACUUGCUUUAUUGCAUGGAGAAAAAACAUCCCUGGACAAUCUUUUUAGCUUUCAACUUUCUAACUCUGUUGCACGUAGACACAGGGAGAGAAAACGAAAAAGAAAAAAAAGAUUCAGCCCUAGAAAUUGAACAAACUCUACCUUAUGGAUGAACGUAGGAAGAAUUUCCAAUCUGGAAAGGUAACACAAAUGUAACCACACUUGUUGCUACUUGCUUCAACCUUGAAGAAACUAGUUUCAUCCUGGGUCACUCUGAUCGGUUUUAUGACCUGUGGCUGCUUCUCCUCCAGAAGAAAGCAUCAUCUCUAGGAAAAUCCCCACUUCAUAUCUUCAGUCUGUGACUAAAGUUUGAAAGAUUCCUUUGUAGAACUUUAUUUUACUGCAGAAAUUCAGAAACAUGGAACACCUCAACUUUAACAAAAUGAAGGAUACUCUAUAAUAUUCAUCUCAAUGUACAGAUUUGAAAAAUAAGUUUUGCUUUAAAAACAAAAAUCCCAUCAUGGCUGCUCUCUUUUGCAAACUUGGAAAAGAUACCCAUUGUGCUGCUUAGUCUUCUGGAAUCACAGAACUCAAUAAGUACAGAAAAUAUUAUUCCCACCAACCCACCAGUGAGUGUUUCAUCACACCCAUUUAUAUAAAUAUAUAAGAUUAUAAGAGUAAUGUGAAACAACCUAUUGUUAAAGCAUUUGUAAUUAAUUUGAAAUGGCUCUUUUCAGAAGGAAAAAGGAGGAGCUCCAUAUUUUAUGCAAAUUAUAUUUGUCACAGGUACAUCUUUCUUGCUUCAAAAAAGUUUGCCCCAAAAGCCAAAUGUCUCUAUAUACAACAUGGUAUUAUUUCAGUCCUAAGACUGUAUCUAUGAAAUCAUAUAAGUGGAUUAUGACAUUGUUCAAUAUAAGAUCCAUUCUAGUUAUUGUGGUUAUAAUUCAGUUACUAAUUCCAAAAAACUUCACCUUGCUCACAAUGGUCUGAAGAUUCUGGUUAUAACAAGCAGCGAUUUCUACAGUUUCUCACAGUAUCUACUAAUAUCAUUGGAAGGAAAUAGUGUUUUGCCUUAGGAGAACAUCUACACGGUCAUUGUUCCCUCUAACAGACAUAGCAUUGACUAGCACGUUUCUUUGGCUGGCAGCCUGCAAGACUGCCAGCUUACUUGCAGAAAGGGAGCAGGGAUUUUUGCCAUUUGACCUUUCUGUAUUCUCAAGACCCAGAGGGCACCUUAAGCCUUUGGAGAAAUAGCAAGUGUUGCCUCUUCCUUUCACCAGAAUUAGCCCACUAAACCAGCAUUUCAAAUAAAAUAUUGAAUAAUUAUAUCAGCAGUCUUUCACAAACAGUAGAAACUCUCCCAUUCCAAAAUCUUCCAGGAUCCAACCAAGCAAUGUAACCUGCCAUAGGUUUCAAAUUCCAGGUUUUGAUUACAGUAUUCAAUAUUUUAUUCAAAGUAUAAAAUGCUAAAGCGCCAACAAUCUUAAAAGAUGCUUGUUUUCCAAGGUCACCUUAACCCAAAGUUUCAUGAGCUCUAAAAUGAGUGCAAAACGAUUUGAGGAAUAAUUUCUUAAAAUUUGCCUAGAAAGAUGAAUGAAUAGAAAUUAUUCCUGUUUAACCUGAUAGUAAUUCCUUUCUGGCUAAUCAGAAUAUUGUUUGAAAUCCUCAAGCAUCAGCAAAAAUCAGUUUAAUUACAACGUUACAAUUAGCAUUCACACGAUAUAGGAACCAAGAGGCGUAUGGUUUUAACAAUACUUAGAAUGCAUAUAUUUCCCUUCACAUUUUAUCUUAGUACUAAUUGGUUUUAUCCUGAUUCCCAGUUUUAGCCCUCAUUCCCAAAAAUAAAUUUAAGGAUGUUCAAAAGUACUGGUUUGCAUUACUGAUCAGAAUUUACUUCAGUAAGGAUGACACAAUGGCUCCCCCAUUUGUAUAGACAGAGGGCUGCUAUUCUAUGAAUCUUUGGCAGGAAUAUCUGUUCUUUCUGUUGUAAAUGUUUUUAAAGUACUCUAGACAAGCUUCAAUCAAUACUUUAAACUACUGUACAAAUCUUCUUGGAAGAAGAUGCAUAAGAUUCUUAAAAUUUGAAAGUAUAAAGUUAACAUUGCUUCACUGUGUUAAUUCAUUUGGUUGUCGAAGUUAGUUUAUGAUUUUUGAGACCUAUAUGACAUUAGUUUUGUAUAACAUUAAACAUCAGUUUAAUUAAAUGACGAUAUAACUGAAUUAAGAAAGAGAAGUUAAAUAUUAUGCCUUCCUAGUCUUUCUCUUCCACUCUUACCAUGUGGCAAGAGAUUUCAUUCAUUCUUAUUUUAAUAUUGUAUAUCUGCUGCUCUUAACAAAAAUAGAGCACAUAGUAGUCUAGGGCAGAGUUCCCCAAUCUUUCCAGGUUGGUGGCUGGGGGUGAGGAGGGAAAGGGGAUGGUCUUGUGGGAGGGCAAGUGUGCACGUGUGCACAAGCACCCGUUGCUCGCCUGAGGCCAGAAGCACCCGUUGCUUGCCUGAGGCCAGAAGCACCUGUGACACUCACACAAGUGAGGCCCCAAGCACUUGCACGAGUGGGGCUGCGAGUGCCUGCAAUGCACGUGCGAGUGGGCCCGCAACCGCCCAUGAUGCUCACGCAAGUAGGGCUGCAUGCGUGCAUACCAGCCAGCCACUCGUGGCCUGGUUGCAAAUAGGCCACAGACCAGUACUGGGCUACGGCCCACAGGUUUGGGAUCUCUGGUCUAGGGCAAGUACACAGAAGGUAUGAGGUAUUAGGCCCAUGUUUAUAGCAUAGAACCAAGAAAUUCUCAAGAUGGGGAUAUCAUUCAUAAUUAUAAUUUUCCAAUUUUUAAGAGAACUGUCAGAAAGAUAUCUCCUUAAAAACUCAAUUUUGAUAUUUCCCAUUAAAAGAAAUCUUCCCUUUCUGCACCAAUGUAAGAAUUUGGUAAAAAUGCAUUUAUAUUAAAUAAUUUUAACCUUAAGGUAGCAGUGGUUGAGAGGUCCUGAGGUUUAAUCUAGGUAAGAACUCAACUAACAUUAGAGGGAAGAAACUGUCAGUUGCAGACUAAUUUGAUAUUUAGAAAAUGAAGCACAGUGUGCUCAGCUACCUCUCACAUGUCCUUGGACUACCCUCCCUACUACUAGAAAAUUCUGCUAGAAAGAACUUUGCCAGAUGGCUCUCCCUCAACAUUUAUGGUGUGAAAGUACAUAUUGUCCGAUAUCUUCUGGAUAUCUUCUCACAGAUUUGUUUCUUGCACCUAGCACAUAGAAAUUGUGGCAAUAUAUUAAUAAUUUAACAAUUAAUAUGUAUCACAGUAUCAGUUGUUAAAUUUCAUCCUAACCAAGAGAUUUAUGAAAGAAUAUAUGUGGAUGUUUUUCUUCUGGAUAACUCUGAAAUUAGUUUAAUUUCAUUGUAGCUAGUGAGAUUAUUUGCAGAUUCCUUUCAAAACAUUUAUCAGUGUCACAUUUUGUGGUAUGGAUAAUUGUGGGGAAAGUAUUCAAAAGUGCUGAAAAUAAUAAAAUGUUGAAUGUUAACAGGCAUUUUUCUCCUAGAAGACUCUCAUUUCAGUUAAUGAGAUUAGUUUUUGGUUUAGUUUUUAAUAUUUUUUAAGAAAGGUACAUCAGAAUAAAAACAAAGUAAAGAAAACUACCAAUAAAGCAGAAGCAAAAAUAUUAUGGAAAAAAAUAGAUUCUUUGCAUAUUCUUUUAAAAAUAUUUAUCAGCAUGAGUGUCUGGUUUGGGGGCUCAAAAAGAUUAAAAUGAACAUAUAAAAAAGAAGCUCAUAAAAAGAAUUUUGAUUGCUUCAUUGUGGCCAUCAUCUUGACAUUUUUUUAGGUCCUUCCUGAGUACACACUCAUUUAGCAGUAUUAUAUGUUAUGGUAUGGAUAAUUAUGGAAAAGAAAUUAUCUUUAAAGUCUUGAAAAUAAUAACAUGAUGAAUAGAAAUAUCCUAUUUAUUCUAUGUAAGGACAGUUAAGUUGGCAAAUCACCACUAGAUGUUAGCAGAAUUGAAGAUGACAAACAAGUGGCAUUAUCUUGGAGAAUGAGAAAUGUAACAUCCAGACAACAUAUUUAUCUUGUUUGUGGCACCAUUUUACAGUAUUCAUUUUGGGGAAUAAUCUUUGAAUGUAUCAGCUUAAUCCAACUAUCCUUUAAGUAAUAUCCACAUUGUACUGUAAUAACUCUCAUCUAAAAAAUGAUAUUGAAUUAGUCCUUCUCUAAAAGGCCUCCGUUUUAAUGUCCUGCUGAGUUAUUAAUACAGUAAUAGAAUAAUUAUAUACUUAUUCAGUUUUAUCUUCUGGUGAUACAGAACAUACUCAGUAACUGACAUUUACUGAUUAAAUUAAUUUGGAAUGGUAGGCAGUUAUAUAAUAAAAACUUACCCAUAUGUAACUGUUGAUCUGGCUACACAAAUGAGCUGUAAAACAUACCGGUAUAUAGUUCUUGACUUGAAAACAGUCAUUGUUACGAUGGAUCUGAAAAUGGAACUUACGAUCCAAGUUUGAAGUCCCAAUGGUCAGAAGACCGUUUUUUGGACACUCAGCAACUGGCUUGUAUUUACAGCUAUGUGCAGUGCCUCAUGGAUACAAGACUGUAAUUUACUAUGUUUUUGCCAGAAACUGGCAUUUAUUUCCAAUUUCCAACAAAAACACCUUAUAGUGAACAAUAUAGUUAAAAUUUGGUCAAAUCAUGCGGUCAACUGCUUUAUGGCCCUAAUAGCCAACGGCUGAAAUUGUGGACUCCAUUACUAAGGCAAGGAGUACCUGAAUGAAUUAAGUAUAUAUUAUCUAUUCAUAACUAGUGUAAAUUAAUCCCCAAUAAAGUCUUAUUAUUGAAGAAACAGAAUCAGUGAAGCAUAAUAUACAUAAUUUAGUUUUUCAUGCUAAAGAGCCUACAGACUUGAUAGCAUUUAGUUUGGGUUCUAGCAUGUCUAUUUCCUUAAUACAAUGUUAAGCCAUUAGUUUUAGCCCAAAACGACACAUUAAAAAUCUUUUGAAUCAAUUCCAAAUUUGAUCUAAACUUCAACUACUGAUUAAUAAAUGCAGGACUAAAAUGGAGAGAAAUGUCACACAAUCAAUGUAUUUAUGAUAUUUUGCAAGCCUUUUGCAUUUAUUCCACAAAUACAUUAUUGCAACUACAAAAAUAAUUGUUCUGCCUUUUGUCUAUUUUACAGUUCAGCUGAAAUUAGAUUUUAAUCCCACUUAAUUUAUUUGCCCUUUAUAUUUCUAAGGAGACCUCAAUAUAAUAUGUUAGAUAUGAGCAGGAAUGGUAGCUUACCUCUGGCAGGUGUCAGAAUUUACUGCUAUUAUUAAUAACUCAUCAGCACUAUGUGCUGCCUAAAGCCAGAGGUUGUUGGACUAUAACUUCUGUCUACAGCAUCCAUAACUGGCUACGGCUGAUAGGAAUUCAGAUGGAUUUGGUGAAUCAGAUCUUGUUCUGGCAUGCAUAUCCAACAAGAGUUACUUGUAUCACCUGUGGAUCUGGUGACUCUCUUGAAAUUAAGGAUGAAUGGAUGGAUAGAUGGAUAAGCCUCUCAUUACUGAAUCAUGCUCUUCCAGAUGCCAUCAUCUAUUCCUCUAUGCUGGAAGACCCAGAUGUUCAGGUAGUACAAGUCAGAGAACUGUCCUCUAGUCCAGAUCUGAGAAUGUGUUAAGCAGCUAUAUUUAAUUCACUGCCAGCAAUGCAUGCAAGGGAACUUAUCUUUGUCGUUCUCCACCAUACAUUCUCCAAAUAUAACCUGGAGUGUCUCUUUCCUCCACUCCCAAAACUAGAGAAUGCAGGAAGAUAAAUUUGGUCAUGGCAGGUGGAUACAAUAUCUAAACUAUGUCAGGUUAAGAUGCAUUAAUUCAAACGUCCUUCAUUUCAGCCAAACCUGAAUAGGUAUAAUAUAAUAACUAAUUUUAUAAACUAACCAUCUACAUUUUAUUUUCGUGCAAAUAAUCUGACAUUAAAUAAAUUAGACACAGAUACAAGGCAAACAUAACUGUGAAUGUAAUUCAAGUUUAUAUUGGAAACCCUCUUCUGAGAUUCAAUAAAAUGUAAAGCUUUCUUUCAAAACAAAGAGGGUAAUAUUUUAUACAACAGCCAUAUCUCACUGUUACUGAUUUCAUUGUAUAAUUUCUAAUGAGUAUAUGCCAAAAGAAGUGGUAUAUCUAGCUGUAAUAUAGGGAACAAUUAUUUUUAAACGACGGCAUUAAUGCAGUAUUACUCAUUAUUAAUUAAAAAUUGUAUGGCUUGUUUUGUAAAUUUUACAACAGUCACUGCAUUAUCUGGCAGUAUAUCCAUUGUUUUGUGUUUUAAUCUGUAGUAAAAGUUAAUACUUGAACAGUUUUAAAAUAAACUGCUUCUUGUACA
Molecule: messenger RNA, 9042 nt
Organism: Crotalus tigris (Tiger rattlesnake)
Lineage: Eukaryota; Metazoa; Chordata; Lepidosauria; Squamata; Viperidae
Gene: COL23A1
Product: collagen type XXIII alpha 1 chain
Exons: 34
Coding region: 519-2414 (631 amino acids)
Source: RefSeq, a predicted model, not a curated record